AUGUCGCUGACCAACACAAAGACGGGGUUUUCGGUCAAGGACAUCUUGGACCUGCCGGACACCAACGAUGAGGAGGGCUCAGUGGCCGAAGGGCCGGAGGAGGAGAGCGAGGGGCCGGAGCCCGCCAAGAGGGCAGGGCCGCUGGGGCAGGGCGCCCUGGACACGGUGCAGAGCCUGCCCCUAAAGAACCCCUUCUACGACAGCAGCGACAACCCGUACACGCGCUGGCUGGCCAGCACCGAGGGCCUCCAGUACUCCCUGCACGGGCUGGCGGCCGGCGCGGCGCCCCAGGACUCGAGUUCCAAGUCCCCGGAGCCCUCGGCCGACGAGUCACCGGACAAUGACAAGGAGACCCCCGGCGGCGGGGGGGACGCCGGCAAGAAGCGGAAGCGGCGGGUGCUCUUCUCCAAGGCGCAGACCUACGAGCUGGAGCGGCGCUUCCGGCAGCAGCGGUACCUGUCGGCGCCCGAGCGCGAGCACCUGGCCAGCCUCAUCCGCCUCACUCCCACGCAGGUCAAGAUCUGGUUCCAGAACCACCGCUACAAGAUGAAGCGCGCCCGGGCAGAGAAAGGUAUGGAGGUGACGCCCCUGCCCUCGCCGCGCCGGGUGGCCGUGCCCGUUUUGGUUAGGGACGGCAAACCGUGCCACGCGCUCAAAGCCCAGGACCUGGCAGCUGCCACUUUCCAGGCGGGCAUCCCCUUUUCGGCCUACAGCGCGCAGUCUCUGCAACACAUGCAGUACAACGCCCAGUACAGCUCGGCCGGCACCCCCCAGUACCCGACAGCACACCCCCUGGUCCAGGCCCAGCAGUGGACUUGGUGAGCGCCGCCCCUCCGAGACUCGCGGCCCCAGGCCCAGGCCCCACCCCGGCGGCGGAGGCGAGGAGGACUCGGCCCUUACGGUGGUUAUUAUAUUAUUAUAAUUAUUAUUAUGGAGUCGAGUUGACUCUCGGCUCCGUUGGGGAGGCGCCAGGAGGUUGCCUGCACCUCCUUGCAGAGGCAGAUUCCACCCCCCAGCUCUGCCUCAUCCCUCUCUCCAUUUGAACCUUUGGAGAUGGCUGAACCAUAAGCCGUGUUUACAGAAUGUUUGCGCAGCAUCGCUUCUCUGCCUCUCCCCGGGGACCGAAUGGUCCCAGCGUUAACGUCCUUACUUGAGAAGGAGAAAAAGACACCCACGCCCCCGCCCCGCUUUUGUGAAUUUUGUAAAAUAUGUUUGUGUGAGUAGCGAUAUUGUCAGCCGUCUUCUUCUAAAGCAAGCGGAGAACACUUUAAAUAUAGAGGGUUUUUUCUCCUUUUUCUUUUUUUACAAGAAAAUGCUAAAUAUUUAUGGCCAUGUAAAUGUUCUGACAACUGGUGGCAGAUUUCGCUUUUCGUUGUAAAUAUCGGUGGUGAUUGUUGCCAAAAUGACCUUCAGGAAGGGCCUGUACUCCUCAGGGCCCAACUCCUUUCUUUGUGGUUUGUUUUGGUUUGCUUAUAUUUGGUUACCCCGCUUUCUUUUCUUUUUUUCUUUUUUUUUUGUUCAGUGCAAACAUUUCUCAAAUAUGAAAAAGGAAAUAAUGUGUAGGCGAGCGAGAAGCCCCCUGCCCCAUCCUCCGGGUCCUGAGCCCCGGAACUUGGAGCUCAGCGGUUCCGUGCGGUUCCCCAAGAGCGCCGGGCGCUGAAAGCUUUCAAUUUUUUUAAAUAAGAAUUUUAAUAAAAAUUCUGU
This is a messenger RNA of Hippopotamus amphibius kiboko, 1704 nucleotides long. It is a transcript of the gene NKX2-2, whose product is annotated as NK2 homeobox 2. Gene Ontology annotation, biological process: cell differentiation; regulation of transcription by RNA polymerase II. NCBI's taxonomy places the organism in Eukaryota, Metazoa, Chordata, Mammalia, Artiodactyla, Hippopotamidae. Gene Ontology annotation, molecular function: RNA polymerase II cis-regulatory region sequence-specific DNA binding; DNA-binding transcription factor activity, RNA polymerase II-specific. The transcript has 2 exons. Bases 1 to 822 code for a protein of 273 amino acids. The record is from RefSeq and is a predicted model, not a curated record. Gene Ontology annotation, cellular component: nucleus.